Molecule: messenger RNA, 834 nt
Organism: Oppia nitens
Lineage: Eukaryota; Metazoa; Arthropoda; Arachnida; Sarcoptiformes; Oppiidae
Exons: 3
Coding region: 1-834 (277 amino acids)
Source: RefSeq, a predicted model, not a curated record
AUGAACAGUAAAUCUACUAUUGGUGGUACAGUAUUAGUUUGGCCGGCGGCGGUAAUCAUACUAUUAGUAAUAGUAUUUACUGACCAUCAUAUCGGCGGAGGAGGAGGAGGACAAGUGGCCGCAUUACAGGGUGUCCAGUGUCCGCCGAAACCCGACGAUAAUUGCGAAUCAAAUAUAACAAUAUAUUCAUAUAGGUGUCGGUUAAACAAAUGGGACGAAAUGGACGGCGACAGUGACCAAACCAAACGUCUUAGAGAGUGCUGCUCUGGUAUCGAUGAACUACUAAUGAGAUAUCAAUUGAUAGACUAUGAUAAGUCAGUAUGCGAUAGACAACCAGUCUAUUUGAAUAGCGAUAGUUGUCGGUAUGUUACAGAAAAAUUGGCCCAAAAAUUAUCGACAACAACCACCACCACCACGACUACCGUUCCCUCCAGUACUGUACGGACAAUCACUACAGUCGAUGAUACAGUCACUGCCUCCUCCUCGUCCUCCUCCUCUGCCACUGAUGGCAGUAGUGAUGACACAACAACAACAACAACACCAAUAGCUGCCAACACUGUGGAGCCGACGGGAAACGAUGGCACAGUUAGUACAGUAGCAGUAGUAGUAGUGUUGACCAGUGAGGAGAUAACUGGUAUUAAUAGUAUCACUAGUAGUAGUAGUGAUGGUAGACCUGAUCAUGCGGUCAACGGUACUACUAUUUCUGGGACGACGACAUCGAUGAGAACAACCAGCAAACCAUCCGAUAGCGAAGUCGACGACAACAACGUCGGCAAAAAAGAUGAGGACAGUUGGGUGACCAGUUGUAUGUCAAUCCAGAAACUAUACGUUUAA